Messenger RNA from Acyrthosiphon pisum (pea aphid), 843 nucleotides. RefSeq names its product transcription initiation factor TFIID subunit 10-like. The transcript has 3 exons. The record is from RefSeq and is marked predicted. Gene Ontology annotation, molecular function: RNA polymerase II general transcription initiation factor activity; promoter-specific chromatin binding. Gene Ontology annotation, cellular component: nucleus; transcription factor TFIID complex; SAGA complex. The coding region runs from base 184 to 537 and encodes 117 amino acids. NCBI's taxonomy places the organism in Eukaryota, Metazoa, Arthropoda, Insecta, Hemiptera, Aphididae. Gene Ontology annotation, biological process: transcription initiation at RNA polymerase II promoter.
GUGUAGUCGAAUGAUAUAAUUUUAAUAAAUUAAUAAUUUGCAUUUCGCAUUGGUAUUUGCCAUUUGGCACAAUGGUACCUUAGGUGCUUAUCUUCGUUUUCAAUCGGACUUAAUAAUUACCUAAUAAUUUGGAUGUUUGUAGCUAAAGUCAUUAAAUUUACUUUGUUUAUUGUUUGACGAAACAUGAUAUGCAAGAUGCCAGUUGCCGAAGAAACGUUGUCGAUAUCUGAUGUAAUAGUGCAACUCCAAGACUAUAGCCCCACCAUACCCGAUUCUAUUACAACAUCUAUAUGCUCAGAAGCUGGAUUUGAGACAAAUGACCCUCGAAUAGUUCGGUUGAUAGCAAUUGCUUCUCAGAAAUUUAUUGCUGAUAUAGCCAACGAUGCAUUGCAACAUUGUAAAGUGCGUUUGGCUACCUUGCCAACUAAAUCUGGAAAAGUUCCUAAAGACCGUAAAUUCACAUUAACUAUGGAAGAUUUAUCACCAGCACUCAGCGAUUAUGGAAUUAUUGUUCGAAAGCCUCCAUAUUUUGUCUAAUUUUUCAGUUAAUUUGUACUUAAUUAUAACAUUUUACUCAUUAAUAUUUUAAAUCAUUAAUUAAAAAUUUGUGUUCCAGUUUCUAUGAUGUAAUUAAAAUUUCCCCUUUAUUUAACGCAUAUUUUACUAUAUUCUAAUAAUUUGAAAAUAAAAUUUACUUCUAGAUAUUAUAUAAUUUGUAUAAAAAUAAAUAAUUUAAAAGUAUUAAUUCAUGUAUUGUGAUAGUAAUAUCAUUUUGUAUACGGUAACAAAGGUAUUCCUUGAAAAGUAAAAAUGAUACAAUAAAACUGUACAAUAAGAACAUAA